AUGGAUUCUGAGUCGGUUCCAGCGCUCAAGUCCCCGUCAGAUAGCCCUCGCGAGCUGCGGCAGAUCUUCUUCAAGGCGGGCGUGCCCAUGACCCCCAAGGAGUAUCUGUGGCCCGACCCUGCGGCUUCCGCGACAGAACCACCUGAAAAAUCAUCUGAAGGACCACCUGAGGCCCGACCAUCUGUUGGACUUGGCGACGAUUCGUCCAACCGCCCGGCGGCUGCGGCGGCGAAGGUGACGCCGAGAUCUUCGGAGCUUUAUCCUGCCGUCGAUUCAUCGGGAUCGUCAACUAAAAUCAAGGACCCGUGGAGAUCGUCAGAGCAUCAUCCUGCCGUCGAUUCAGCGGAGUCGUCUGCUAUAACUAAGGACUCAAUAGCGGCUCCGGAAGCUGUUGCAACUGCUGCUGCUGCUGGUAAGACCACGGACCCGCCUGGUGACAGCCCCGAUGCAGGAACACAGGGAGACACGCCGUCGGAGGGGGAGGGAGGGGUUCUUUCGUCUAAAGCCCCCCCGUCUGGUAAACGGAGGUAUGGCAGCGGGUUAAUGCUUCCCCGGUCUUUGUUCAGGAGGAGGGGGCGGGAUAGUCAGUCGGGAAAGGAGCGUGGGCUUGAGAUUGAGUCGGGAAAAACUGUUGAGGGGUCGCUAAAGGGGCGUGAGGUGGCGUCACGGGAGGGGAAGGGGGUUGUUGGAGGGGAGACGGGUGAGGAGAUCCGUGCCGUUGGUGUCAGCGCGCCGCUGACGGCCGUUGAUCUUGGACCGGAGAAUAGCGGUGGGAGGGCGGCAGCGGGAGAGAUGGGGAUGGAGGGGGAGGGGAGCAGUGCGGGAGAGAGGGGAAGGCAUGCGGAAGGGGAGGUGCAACCGUCACGGGGAGCUGUGGGGAAGGAAGGGGAGGGCUUAUCUGCUGAUAGUGAGGAGGGGGAGGAGAGUGAGGAGAAUGAGGAGCGUGAGAAGAGCGAAGAGGGUGUAGCGAUUGCUGCUAAGGAUAAUGCUUCGGGUAGGGAGGGAGGCACGAAAGGCGAAGGAAUCAGUGAGGGGGUGAGGGAAGGAGGAGAAGGGCGGGGAGUGGCCCGAGCAGUGGAGGGGAGGGCGGAGAGGGUGGAAGGCUCAACGGGAGUGGUGACCCUGAGGCGCAUGAAGGACGCUCUGAGAAACGUGCUGUGGCCGCAGCGGGAGCAGCGGGAGAAGCAGACACAUGCGCGUGCAUCCCCAGGCCCUCCAGUGGACGCGCCGCCCUCUCCUCUCAGCCACGUGCCUCCCAAGCGCACUGCCAGCCUCCCCAGCGACACUCUGCUGCUGCACCACGAGGUGCCUGCUGUGCUUGUAACGGAGCAGCCUCUAACGGGGAUGAGGGAGGCUGCAAUGCUCUCCCACCCACCCCCACAUACUCCUGCUGCUGCUGCUUCUGGUGAUGCGGCGUCUGCUGCUUCUGCCGCACACAAUCCGAGGAUAGGAGGGGACCGAGGGAAGGCAGGAGAGCUGCCACACAGCCCUCCACCUUCCCCAGUCUCGCCUGCCCCAGUCUCACCUUCCCUUGUGUCACCUCCCCCCCGCUCACCACCCCGACUUGAGGGCUCCACUGAGAAGAAAAAGCCUGCAAGGCCUAGGCUGAAACUCCCUUUCUUCUCCCCUCCUGCUCCCACCGUUGCUUCUGCUGCUGCUGCUGGUGGUGCUUCUGCCUCUGCUGCCCGUACCCCCCCUUGCCUUGAUCUCUCUGCUGCUCCUUCGUCCCCUGCUGCGGAAGCUGCUGAGAAGCUUCGGGAACGGGCGAGGCGGAUGGGGACAAGGCAACAGUCGCAGUUUGAGGGAAGGGGAGAACAAAAAGGGAAGACGGAGAAGGAGGAGCAGGUGGAGGUAAGGGGACGGAAAGAGAUGGAGGAGCAGGUGGCGGGGGUGUUUACUGCUGCAGAGUGGGAUAAGAUGAGUGACACACAAGGGAGCAUUCAACACGCAACGAAGGCUCUCAAGGGGAGGACGUCUAGUCUUGGGAGUCAGGGAAAUCGGGGUGAGAUGGGUAAGUCGGAUGAGCCGGUGGGUGUUCGACCGGUUCUGAGUGGGCGAGAGUUGAAGCAGAUGGAAGGUGCGCAAGCGAUGGUCAAGUCUGCUUCUUGGAACCUGAAGUGGGACGCUGAGGAGUUUAAAGAAGAGUAG
Messenger RNA from Closterium sp. Naga37s-1, 2148 nucleotides. NCBI's taxonomy places the organism in Eukaryota, Viridiplantae, Streptophyta, Zygnematophyceae, Desmidiales, Closteriaceae. The record is from the annotation of a GenBank genome assembly.